UCGUCGAGUGGAUUUUUGUUCACCAUGUUGGAUCAACUGCCCCUUCCAGUUUUGUUGCGACCUGUACUUUUGGUCACCUCAGCGGUGACAGUUGUGAAGCGUCAAGGGCCUAAACUCUUGUGAGGGACCCGCCGCCGCCUCUUCGGCCCCCCGGCCUAAAGACGGAAGGAUUAAUGUUUUGACUGGACAUGCGGGCGUCCAUCACAAGAUGCCCGGUUGAAUUCUGCUAGCUUCUUCCGUGAUCCUGGCAGCAGUAUCCGGUCAAAGAGAAUCGAAGCAUCCAAGUCAAUUUAAUGUUUUUAAUCAUUCAGGUGUCGCUGGAUUAUUGCUUGUAAAGCGCAGAAAGAGGCAGUGUUGAUACACACUGGACGCAAGAAGAGCCGAUGGGGGAAAUAAGUUGGCUGCCAGCCGCCUUUGAGAAUUCCUCCUGUCGUGUUUGGAUUUACAGUCGACGCUUUGUUAUUCUGUCAAAAUGAUUGGGAUUUUUAUUUCAAAUGGCUGUGAUAUCUGAGCAAAGUGGAUGACGAGGCCUGUGCUUGCGUAGCCUGGGCUAGGAUACACUGUACACACCGGAUCAGCAGUGUUAUUAACCACGGUCCUGGAGAUUAUCCCUAUUUACGGAGUAUCUGACCUGUGCGUAACAUCUGAAGGAGCUAAUUUGCAACACACAAAAGAGCUACUGGAUGUCAUUUCCAACCAUUUUGAAGGCCUGGGGGUGGGAACCGUGACAAUACCGGACAAGACCUUAUGGCAAACUUGGGUAGAUUUAAAAGAUGAAUGCGCUGCUUCCCAUGUGACAUGGUUGAGACAACAAGACGGGGAAAUUGAAAGUCACCAGGGGGAGGGGGACGCCACUUUUACCAUGAGGGACAUCUAGGGCCACUGUUUUUUAUUUAUUAAGGGGGGGUGUGGGUUAUUUUUUUAUUGCAUAUUUUGUUUUAUCAUCGCAAAUAGGUGCACUGAGAGGGCUGCAAAGCUAGUCAGCCAGGCCUAGACAGAUAGCUAGUCUUCGCUGUAAAUGUCACGAUAUGCUUUCCGUUAGCAGCCUUCGGCUACAGUAUCCUAAUGGUGUGCAAGCAAGAAAAUUAAUUUAGAGAACUGGGUCAGGUCCUUGUUGGCAUAAUGACGAACAGGCUAACGGGAGAGGUUUGCCUCCCCAUAGAUUUGAAAUAAGUGAUGUUUGAUGAGUUCUAGACAAAUCUUUUUUUUUUAAUAUAUGUAUUUAAUAAACUUGAUUCAUUAGACUAUUGCCACACAUCCCAGGCAUCCGUUUGGCUGGUUGCCAUUCAUCUACACCUUUAGAGCCUUUUUUGUUAAAUUCGCACUUCACCAUCAUUUCCCUGCCUCCUUUUAUUCUUUUAUUUUAUUUUUGGGGAGUGAAUGGCUCUUUGUGGUACCACGGCUACAAAUGCCGCAAAAAUGAUGGCCGCUUACAACGGUGGCUCCACGGCAGUUGCUGCCCAUCACCCGCAUCAUCACCACCAGCUCCAGCAUCUCCCACCUCCCCACAUCCACCACCAUCACCAUGCCGGCCAGCACCACUUGCAGCACCCCGGCUCGGCCGCGGCUGUGCACACAGUUCAGCAACACACUUCCACAGCUGCUGCCGCGGCGGUGAUGCUGAACCCCGGCCAGCAGCAGCCCUACUUCCCCUCUCCCGCCCCCGGCCAAGCGCCUGGGCCGGCAGCGGCGGCAGCUCCUGCCCAGGUUCAAGCCGCUGCCGCCGCCGCUGUCAAAGCUCACCACCACCACCAUCACCACCAACAGCCGCAGCAUCAGCAGCAACACACGCACCACUUACCGCAGCAGCUGGACAUAGAGCCUGACAGACCCAUCGGCUAUGGAGCAUUCGGAGUUGUCUGGUCAGUGACAGACCCGAGAGAUGGAAAGCGAGUCGCCCUCAAAAAGAUGCCCAAUGUCUUCCAAAACCUUGUUUCUUGCAAGAGGGUAUUCCGGGAACUUAAGAUGCUGUGCUUCUUCAAACAUGAAAAUGUACUCUCUGCUCUGGACAUACUGCAGCCUCCCCACAUCGACUACUUUGAGGAAAUCUAUGUGGUGACUGAACUGAUGCAAAGUGACCUCCAUAAGAUCAUCGUAUCACCACAGCCUUUAAGCUCAGACCAUGUCAAAGUUUUUCUUUAUCAGAUUCUGCGAGGACUCAAAUACCUUCACUCAGCUGGUAUUCUACACCGAGACAUCAAACCUGGCAACCUCCUGGUCAACAGCAACUGUGUGCUCAAGAUCUGUGACUUUGGCCUGGCCCGGGUAGAGGAGUCAGACGAGUCACGGCACAUGACUCAGGAAGUGGUGACACAGUACUACCGAGCUCCGGAAAUCCUUAUGGGGAGUCGCCACUACUCCAAUUCUAUUGAUAUCUGGUCUGUGGGCUGCAUCUUCGCUGAACUGCUGGGACGACGCAUCCUCUUCCAAGCCCAAAGUCCAAUUCAGCAGCUGGAUUUGAUCACUGACCUUCUGGGGACUCCCUCUCUGGAGGCGAUGAGGACGGCAUGUGAAGGUGCCCGUGCACACAUCCUCAGAGGACCUCACAAACAGCCAUCCCUUCCUGUUCUGUACACGCUGUCUAGCCAAGCCACACAUGAAGCUGUCCACCUUCUCUGCAGGAUGCUGGUGUUCGAUCCAUCAAAACGGAUUUCAGCAAAGGAUGCCUUGGCUCACCCUUAUCUGGAUGAGGGUCGACUGCGCUACCAUACAUGUAUGUGCAAAUGCUGCUACACCACAUCCUCGGGUCGUGUUUACACGAGCGACUUUGAGCCUGUCACCAACCCCAAGUUUGACGACGGCUUUGAGAAGAACCUGAGCUCCGUACGGCAGGUCAAAGAGAUCAUCCAUCAGUUCAUCUUGGAACAGCAGAAGGGUAAUCGAGUGCCACUCUGCAUUAAUCCUCAGUCAGCUGCUUUCAAAAGCUUUAUCAGUUCCACAGUGGCUCAGCCCUCUGAAAUGCCUCCAUCUCCACUGGUGUGGGAAUAGCUGUUGUGACUGUCAGCUCCUUCUCCUUCCUCCUGCUAGACUGGGAACAAGAAAGCAUCGAACCCCCUUCCUGAUAUGCGUAGCAUUUCACUGGAGACUAGGACUCAAUGUCCACUGUGUAUAUACUUAAAUAUUAGUGAUGAAGGAAAAAACUCCGACACUGAUACGGAUAUAUUAGAGGGUUUUAUAUGCAAGUGUAUGAGAGCAGUGCUCUGUAGACCAAAUCAGAAUGUUUUAAACAAACCCAUCUUGUCACUUCCUGGUAGAAAUGAAACCUGAGAGAUGACAGACGUAAGGAGAAAAACACUUGGACAGGGAGAUUUAUACAGCUAUUGCAUCAUAAAGAAUCAUAAACUGUUUUCAUAUAUAUAUGCAUAUACAUAUACAUAUAUAUAUGUUUGUAUGUGUUUGUGUGUGUAUACAUAUACACUCAGUGCCCACUUUCUCAGCUCCACCUUUCCAGUCGGAAGCAGUUCAGGUCAGCAGCUCUGCCAUAAAUUCUGCUUUUUAACAAAGUUUAUAAUGUUCAGUUUGUGUUGACAUUGUGGAGAAUGUGUCACUUUAAUUCUGUGUUUAUUACUGAGG
This is a messenger RNA of Myripristis murdjan (pinecone soldierfish), 3573 nucleotides long. It is a transcript of the gene nlk2, whose product is annotated as nemo-like kinase, type 2. Gene Ontology annotation, molecular function: MAP kinase activity; ATP binding. Gene Ontology annotation, biological process: protein phosphorylation. Bases 1381 to 2988 code for a protein of 535 amino acids. The transcript is spliced from 11 exons. The record is from RefSeq and is a predicted model, not a curated record. Lineage: Eukaryota; Metazoa; Chordata; Actinopteri; Holocentriformes; Holocentridae.